Mercenaria mercenaria is the source of this 5621-nucleotide messenger RNA. RefSeq lists its product as uncharacterized. The record is from RefSeq and is a predicted model, not a curated record. The transcript is spliced from 6 exons. Bases 264 to 3563 code for a protein of 1099 amino acids. NCBI's taxonomy places the organism in Eukaryota, Metazoa, Mollusca, Bivalvia, Venerida, Veneridae.
UUUAUAAUUAUGCAUACACUACGGUAUGAUCUAUUCAGUUUACUCCAGGGAUUACGGUGUUAAGUAACCAAAUGAAUUCACAAAAUAAAUUUGCGGAAAACAUUUUAUUUGUUUAAGUGGAUUUUGUAUAAAACUGCCAUAGGAUUUAAGAGGUCUUGAUUCUUCUUCAAGCCAGUUAACAUAUAUCACAUUGAAAGUUGAUUGAACAUGUGAUAAGAUAAAGAAAUGGAAUGUAGGUGAAGAGGUCUUAUACGGUGCAAACAAUGAGUUCUGAACAGAAUCGCGUGUACUUGUUUCGCCUUCAAACUCUUAUAAUCGAUGGUGGAACACUUGUGGUCAGAAAUGUUUUCGAUCAGAAGAUUCCAUGCCCUACACUUAGUGCGCUUUUAAAACAGGAAAAGAAAACCAUUGAUAAACUGAAGAAGACAGGAAAAAUAACGGAUGUACAAUACCACCUGCUUUUUCCAACCGGAAGUGACCCAAAAUCAGAAACCUUUGACCUUACCCUACUAAUCUGCUUGCUAAGGAACAUAUGCGGCUUAAACAAUCAGUACAAAUGGAAAACACCCAUAGAUGUGAAUGAUUUGACGCUAGAAGCUGACCUUCACAGAAUCAAGGAAUAUCGCAACAACAUUUCGCACCUGUCAGAAACUACUUGUAUCACAGAGCCUGACUUUUUAAAGCGCUGGAACGAAAUUGAACAGGUGCUCAUCAGAUUGAAUUCAAGCGUUCCAGAUAGUAUUUUGGAUUUGCAGAAAACAAUAGAUAGAUACAAAACUAAUCCACUAGACCCAGAAGCAGAGGAGAAAUUUAUUAAAGAUGCGGAAGCAGAAAAAGAACGUGCUUACGAAAAGCGCAGACUGGAGCUUAAAGACGAUUUGAUUGUUUUUAUUGAGGAUGAACAUUCAACAUUACAAUUUUCACCAUUUGGGGAAGAACAUGACACAUCCUUACUGGAUAUGUACGUAAAGCCAGAAUUGAAUUCUAUUGACAUUCAAAGCUCUGGAAUGAAUGAGACGAAAACACCUGUUGGAUCGCUACAAGGUAUUUUCAGAGAGCAAAGUAGAAGAUGUAAAGAAGUAUACAUCACUGCAGACGCAGGAGUGGGAAAAACUGCAUUGUGUAAACGCAUAGCUGUUACAUGGUGCCAAGCCCAACAACCUGAUGAAAGUAAAUCGAAAUCCUUUUCAGAUGAUGACAUUCGCGCUAUGGAGGAAUUCGACUUUCUUUUCAUUAUUUCACUAAGAGAGUCAAAUAGUGACUGUGAAAUAGACCUCAUGAUAUUUAAUCAAAUAAUAAAGUCAUUAUCGCGGUCGUCAAAAUAUUCUGUAGAGCUUCUCCAAGAAAUUCUUCAUAGAGAGCAAUGUUUCAUUGUACUAGAUGGUCUAGAUGAAUGGUUUCACCCUAAAUCGACCUGUCGUAAAAAGCAAAAAUGUAUCCCACACAGAAAUGCAAGAAGUAAUAAUUGCACAUUCGUAACAACAUUAAGGCCAUGGAAAUUAAGUGAGAUAUCUUUGCGGAAGAGGCAGAUAGAUCGUAAAGUUGAAUUGGUCGGAUUCAGUAAGGAGUCGGCAUCAAAAGAAUCUAAAUUAAAAGAACUAAAGAAAAGAGCAAUUUUAGCGGUUAAAAAUGUAGCCAAAGAUCAAGUGGAACAUGAAAUCAAGAACUUUGACGAGGAAAUAAAGGAGAAUGCCUUUGAAGACACGGAAACUAAUCCCCUGAUGCUAACAUUACUUGUCUGUCUAUGGGCUGACGGAAUGCCAUUUGGUCGAACAAAAUGUGAGCUAUACAUUAAUAUCAUCGAACUUUUUCUGUCACGUGCCGAAAAGUUGGAGAACAUGCAGUCGUUUCAGGAUUUUUCGUGUGGAACAGAAGGUGAAACAAAGGCUACUGAUUAUGAAGAAUAUAUCAGGACACUUCACUUUUGCAAGAAAUACUAUGGACUUUUGUUGGAUGUUGGACGAUUGGCUUUUCAAACAUUGUUCAUAGACGAAAGAGAAAAUAGAUUGUCGUUCGAUAGCUCUGUAGCGGAAGAAUUCUUAGAACAGGAUCGUUUGGAGUUCUGUUUCCGUUCCGGAAUUUUGACGAAAAGCAAACUGAAAUCGUACACUUCGAAGAAGUCGAGAGUAUCUUUCCCGCAUAAAACACUCCAAGAAUUCUUUGCAGCAUUAUGCCUGAGCACAUCUCGUGAUCAAUCAAAUUUAUUGAAUAGUAUUGAAUCUAUAUGUGAUUCAGUAUCAAACAUUCUUGAGAUGUCGAAAGUAUUCUUGUUUCUUAGUGGUCUUGAUUCCCAAUUUGCCUGUUCCAUUUCAGACAAAUGGAAAGAAGUAAUUGCUAAAGACAGCAAUACUAAACAUUACAGAAAAACAGCGACGCACUGGGUUCAGACUUUGACAAUGGAGCAGUUGAAAGAUAUUCAAGAUAUGAACGUAGCCUCUGUUAAGGAAAUGAAAACAGUGAACAUCUGUUUACAAGAUUUUGCAAUUGACAAUGACUGCCGAAAUGAUAAGUACCUGUCAGCUUUAAAGGUACUGGCUAUCAAUAAUAAGGAUGAAAUGAAAUCACUGAGCAUAGAAAUGAAAGAUAUUUUUAAUCAAAAUAUACAUGAAAUUAUAGAGUCCUUUGAACUUAAAGAUGUACAUGGUCUUAACAAAGUUUACCUAAGAGGUAAACUCACAGAAGGUGAUGUCAAAUGCCUGUUAUCGGGUUCUGAAAAUACUUUAGAGAGUAUUGCAUUGAUAAGCGAAUGGCAGGAACAUGAUAUUGAGAAAAAUAUUCAUUGGUCCAGUACAAUGUUUUCGAUUCUCAGAGACAGGUGUAGGUUAUCCGCCAGAGACAGGUUAUCCGCCAUAAACCUUGAUGGAUUUUGUAUUCCCCAUGAAAACCUGAAACACCUUUUUCAUUACCUAAAACAAAGCGCUGUCUUCGAGCAAAUUAUUCUUUCUAGAAUAGAAUGUCUUGAUCACGGCAGGGAAUGCCUGGGUGAAGAACUUGAUCUGACUGAAAAUAAAACUCUUACAUUGCUCAGAUUGAGGAAAAUGCCCCUCUCAGAACUUAAAUUCAAUGCUCAUACACUGGAAGAAUGUGAUGUGGGGAAAUUCGAAACCUGUCCAAUCGUGUUUUCAUUCCUUGAUCAACUGAAAAACGCAAAGAAUCUCACACGAUUACACUGCGACGGGUUUGAAUCACCGGACGAACUCGAGAAGAUGCUGGAAGUAGUUAAUAUCUUAGACAGUGUAGAGUAUAUCGUUUUACGCAAUCUACAUGUGGGCGAUAGGUCCAUACUGCUGCCAAAUCACGCAACAAAUAUUCUUUACUUCCAGUUAUUUAAUAUAUCAAUGUCAAGCUCUAGGUUUAAAGAAGUAGUUGAGAUUUUGACAGGAUAUCAGCAUUCAGUCAAAAUAUGUAUUAAAGACUGUCAUAUGGCUCCAGAAGAAGACUACAGGGCGCUGAAGGAAGAGCUAACAAAGUCGUCUGCCGUCAAUGUAUUGUUUGACGGAGAGAAUCCAAUGAAAAUAAGUGAGUUUACUUUCAAGACGAUUAAACACUCAAUAAGUGAAUAAAUUCGAUGAAAGAUGGCGAUUAGUAAUUGACUAUUACUUUCAGUAACGGGAGAUUACUAGUAGACUAUGUUAAAAUACGUUAAUUGGGCUAUUCAUAGUCAUUUAUCAGUCUGCUGGUAGCUUUCUAUUUCAGAGGAUAGUUUACGGAACAUCAUAUUAACAGAAACUCCAUUUUAUUAACCUCACUUUAAUUAUUUUAAUCUUUUUGUACUCCCCCAAGGGGGGAAGCAGAUACAAUCGCCACCUUGUCCGUCCGUCUGUCCGUCCGUCAUACUUCUUGUCGAAAGGAUAACUUAAAAAGUAUUGAAGAUACCAAAUUGUUACUGUAUACAAUGAUAGAGCUCAUUGAGAGGAUGUGCAGUGACAAGGUACCAUAACUUUAAGUGUUCCCAUUUUUUAAUUAUCUCCCUUUUUCUGAGAAACUUAUCCGGGGCAUAACUCGAACACUAUGUAAGAUAUUGACGUGAUGCUUUACGUAGAAAUAGAGGUCAUUGAGAGAGAAUGCAGUGACAAAGAACCAUAACUAUAGGUUAUCCCAUUGUAUUCUUUUUUGAAAACUUUGUCCGGUGAGUAACUUGCAUACUAUGUAAGCCGGUGCUUGAGGGCGUGAGAUGUGCUGCACAUUUCAUUACAUCUCGUGAACAGACUCAAUCAAACCGAGUCUGCUAUUUUUCUUCUUGGUUGCAUUCUAUGCUUCCGAAAAGAUCUUUUUACCGAUUUUAUUGAUAUUUUACAGAUAGAGGCCAGUUAGAGGGAGUGCAGUAACAAAAACAGUAACUCUGGGUUGUCUCAUUUUUUAAUUAUUUCCCUUUUUUUAAAAACCUUGUCCGGGGCAUAACUUAAAUUCUAAGAAAGGUAUUGAUUUGAUACUUUACAUAUCCAUAGAGAUCAGUAUAAGAACGAGUGCAGUGAUAAGGAACCAUAACUCUAGGUGGUCCCAUUUUUGAAUUACCUACCCUGUUUUGAAAACCUUAUCUGGGGGCAUAACCCAAAUACUAUGUAAGGUAUUUACUUGAUACUUUACAUAUAUUCACAGAGGUGCAGUGAGAGAAAGUGCAGUGACAAGGGACCAUAACUCUAGGUGUUUCCAUUUUAAAAAAAAAAAUAUAUCUCCGUUUUUUUUCGAAAACCGUGCCCAGGGUAUAACUUUAAAACUUUCUAAGAUAUUAACUAUUCAUAGAGAUCAGUGAGAGGAAGUGCAAUGUUAAAGAACCACAACUCUUGCUGACCCCACCGAUGAAUUAUCUCCAUUUUUUGUUAAUGUUUAUCAAAAGCAUGAUUCCAAUCCUGAAAACAUUUGGAUGGAUUUUAUUCACGGUACAAAUCCGUACUUUUACUUUAUAAAAAGUAUAGUUUCUUUCUUGAUAGUGUAUAUAUUUGCUCUACAUUCAUUUCGUGAUCGUAAUCAAAGUCUGACACGAAUUCUGUCCAGCUACGAUUAGGCAUUUAUGUAUUACAUUACCCACAACUUCUUGUUACCUAUUUUCAUCAAGUAUCCAGUCUACUGCUUUAUUCUGCAAUAAAUAACUUUGUCUUUAAAAAAGAAACAUGUUCUUCAUUUGUUAUAUUUCCACAUCACAGACCUGUACAUUUCUCCUUCACACAACCUUCGUGACUGACUGAAAAGCCCCUUAUGCAACAGUAAUUUUGGGGAGCAUCCAUCGGUGUUACCGAUCGCCUUGUUAAAAUUAUUAAGAAAGUGCAAUAUAUGUAUGUCAACUGGAGAGAGCUUUGAAUAUGUCAAUGUUAAAUGCUCUCUCUCUCUCUCUCUCUCUCUAGUUAAUAAACGUUUUCAAUUGAGGUUGAAUUUAUUUUAACUUCACAUAAGAGGCGAAUGAAAUCUAUAUUCGCCGAACACUGUUAUAGUACUGCCUUUUAUCAAAUGUAAUUUUUUAUGUAAGCAAUAUUUUUUAUAUUUUUAUAUGGAAAGUAGUGUUGUUACUUGAUUGUGUUUUGUUAUUCUGUAUAUAUAUAGGUGUUAACAAUUGUAUCUGACUGGUUUGUAAAAAAAACAUGAAUGCUAUGAAUGCGUAUUCCAAAUACAAGAUAGAUAACAGA